AUGGCACUAUACGAGCGCAUUAAACGGCACUUCGCCUCUCCAGCACCUGGGCUUGAAACCAGAGUAUUUGUGCACCUAAUGCGUCAUGGGGAAGCGUACCACAAACUCGGACAUGUUCAUGGCCAAGUAAACCCCCAAUCCUAUGCCAUCCCCGACCCCUUCCUCACCGACGAAGGUAACGAACAAGCCAAAUCUGCUCGAGAGUACAUGGCAGAGCGCUGUCCCGUCCCCCAUAUCGUCCUCACAUCGCCCCUAGCUCGCACUGUCGAGACUGCACUGCACGUCUUCCCUACCACCACCAGCGGGAGCAUUACCUCACAACCGCAAAUCGUCGCCUAUGACGAUUUGAGGGAGUGUGGACCUUUUCUGUGUAAUGUUCGUCAGGGAGUUUCCGAGUUGGCAGACGAGUAUAACAAUAAAGGAGUCGAUUUCUCUGCUUUGUCCCCUGUUAUUCCACCAAUGCACAGUGUCAUCCGCGCAGAACAGCGUGCGGAGAUGGUUAGCAAGGAGCUUUUGAGGAUUGCGAAGAUGAUACGCAAGGGAGGUGGGAUUUGGAAAGGAGUUUAUGUAAAGGGUCCAGCUGGACAGUCUGUGGGCUGGCCUCUGCGUACAUAUGUUAUGGAGGACAUACAUAUCGUAGUGAUCUCUCAUGGGACUUUUAUGAAGUAUUUGCUGCCGUUGUCUCAUACAUUCCAGCCGUUUUGGAGGAAAUUCAAAGCAGCAGAGAUAAGAACGUACAUGAUAGAUGCAGAUGGUCAUUUACACGAGACACCAGAGUCUAAAGGAACUAGAAGUACCACUGUUUCGCGAAAGGUUAGCUCAAUUUUUACUAGUGCUUCUCGCUGA
This is a messenger RNA of Sclerotinia borealis F-4128, 846 nucleotides long. NCBI's taxonomy places the organism in Eukaryota, Fungi, Ascomycota, Leotiomycetes, Helotiales, Sclerotiniaceae. The record is from the annotation of a GenBank genome assembly.